Molecule: messenger RNA, 4916 nt
Organism: Tachyglossus aculeatus (Australian echidna)
Lineage: Eukaryota; Metazoa; Chordata; Mammalia; Monotremata; Tachyglossidae
Gene: SHISA6
Product: shisa family member 6
Exons: 7
Coding region: 1-1596 (531 amino acids)
Biological process (GO): regulation of short-term neuronal synaptic plasticity; regulation of AMPA receptor activity
Cellular component (GO): postsynaptic membrane; dendritic spine membrane; AMPA glutamate receptor complex
Source: RefSeq, a predicted model, not a curated record
AUGGCGCUGCGCCGCCUGCUGCUGCUGCUGCUGCUGUCCCCGGAGCCCCUGCACCGGCUGCCCCUGCCCGCCUCGGGGUCCCGGCCGCGGGGGAACCGCACCUCGGCCGGCCCCGGCCCCGGCCCCGGCCCCGGCCCCGGCCCCGCGCCCGUCGGGGGCCCCGGCCCCGGCCCCGCCGUCAGCUUCGAGACCUGCUGGGGCUACUACGACGUGAGCGGCCAGUACGACAAGGAGUUCGUCUGCAACAACAGCGACAGCGGCUACCUGUACUGCUGCGGCACCUGCUACUACCGCUUCUGCUGCAAGAAGCGGCACGAGAAGCUGGACCAGCGGCAGUGCCGCAACUACGUGAGCCCCGUGUGGGUGCAGACGCCCAGCACCCGCCUCGUGUCCCCGGGGCCCGACGACCGCUACGACCCGGACCAGGACCGCACCAACUUCACCGUCUACAUCACCUGCGGGGUCAUCGCCGUCGUCAUCGUGGCCGGGGUCUUCGCCAAGGUCUCCUACGACAAGGCCCGGCGGCCCCCGAGGGAGAUGAACAUCCACAGGGCCCUGGCCGACAUCCUCAGGCAGCAGGGACCGAUCCCGAUAGCACACUGUGAGCGAGAGACCAUCUCUGCCCUCGCCUCCUCGCCAAAAGAGAACACGCCCGUCAGAUCCACCGCCAAGACCCAGUUCACCCCGGUGCGCACCGCCAAGCCUGCCCCAGGGCUCUACAGCAAGGACAGCCACCGUGGCGGGGGCCCAGACCUCCACAGCUUCAUCUCGUCCGGCUUCGUCACCCUGGGGAGAGGACACACCAAGGGCGAUCUGCAGCAAAGUUAUAGCCACCUGAUCCUAAACAGCGGCACCCAGACCCCUACGAAUGAAAAGCCCCGCAUGAGCAUCCUCACGUCGGCCACGGAGCCCUAUGACCUCUCCUUCUCCAGGUCCUUCCAGAAUCUGGCUCACCUGCCCCCGUCUUAUGAGUCCACCGUGAAGACCAACCCGAGCAAAUACUCAUCCCUGAAGAGGCUAACCGACAAGGAGGCGGAUGAGUAUUACAUGAGGCGGAGACACCUGCCGGACCUGGCGGCCCGCGGCACGCUCCCGCUCAGCGUCAUCCAUAUGUCGCAGAAGCAGCCGACCCCGCGGGAGCGGCCCCGUCGGCCCGUGCGGGCCAUGUCCCAGGACCGGGUCCUCUCCCCGGAGCGGGGUCGGGCCGAUCUGUUCGCCCCGUCCCCGGAGAGGAUCCUUUCGGAUGAGCGGCUGCUGUCGGCCGAGCUCCUGCGCUCCCAAGACCCGCUGCUGUCGCCAGAGCAGGCCGCCUUCGCCGAGCCCGGCCCCGCGCCCGGGUUCCCGUCGGGCCUCCAGCGGGCCCUGUCGCACACCGACGUCUUCGUGUCCACCCCGGUCCUGGACCGCUACCGCAUGACCAAGAUGCACUCCCACCCCAGCGCCUCCAGCGACUCGUACCACACGCUGGGCCAGAGCCGGAGCGCCGCCAAGCGCCAGGCCUUCGCCUCGCGGAGGCACAACACUGUGGAGCAGCUGCACUACAUCCCCGGCCCCCAGCACUACCACACUGCCAGCAAGACCGAGGUCACUGUGUGACGCGGGCCGGUCGGGGCCGGGGUCCUUCCCUGCCCUGGGAAGGCCGCAACGCCCCAGACCCGCGCCCCCUUCCUUGGCACCACUUCCAUUUCCCGUCCUCCGGCUUUGGCGGGCUUGCGAGGGGUCGGGGGGACGGGGACGGGGACGGGAGAUGUGUUGGGGGACAGCCCCUCCCACCUUUCCCCGCUCCGGUUCCCGUGCCUCCGCUCUCUGCCCCCAGCCCGGCGGUCAGCGCCAGCCUGACGGAGAGCCACACCCCUCCCUCCCCGCCACCUUCUGGGAUGUCCUAGAGAGCUAGAGGAAAGGACUGGGUCCGCCCCAGUCCCUCCCCGAGCCGGGUGGCCGGGGGUGCCGGUAGAGUCACCGGCCGGGCCCCCAGAGUCCGCGAGAGCCGUCCGGCUCCCGUCGGUCAGCACGGCCCCGGGGUUGCCGAGUCCAGCCCAGUCUGUCACGCCCUCCACCUGCAUCUCAGAAUUCUUCUAGUGCCUCAACCGCCUGCGUGCCGACUCCCCGAGCUGGGCCGCCGCCGCUGCCGCCCCAAAGCACAAUCCCCUCCCUGCUCAUCCUCCGGCCGCUCCCGGGCUGCAUCCACCACCAACUCGCUCCCCCCCGGACUCCAGCCCCACCGCUGCUCUCACACCAGCACCCUCUCCCAGCCGGGACACCCGCCCGACUCUAGGGUCCUGGUACGCAGCUGCGCCCCUCUGCCCCGCGCCCUACCCGGACCGACAUUUCCAUGGGCGUCAGCCAGUCCGGAGAAGAGCCGCGGGACCCGGGGGACCUGGGCGGGUGGGGCCAGAGUCACGGCCCUCUUCGGCACAGGAUCCGGGACUCUGCCCCGGAACAGGUGUCGCCGGCUGUCCGACAAAGUCACCGCAUCCGUUCGCCAUCCCGCUCCCUUGGGAUCGGACUCUGACCCAGAGGGGCAGUGAUGCUAUCGCUGUAUGUUCCUGCCCCGCUGUCCUGUCACCUCCCUGACCUGCCGUGGCUCCUUCCCCUGCCCCUCCCCAGCAGUCCUGUCUCCUCAACACAAGCUGUUCACAGGUCCCUGUUGACAGCCUGUACCCAAAGGGAAGGAAAACAAAUUAGAACAAGCCAACAGGAAUUCCUAUCUUCACCCACUGACCCAACCCCAGGUCCCCAAGUUUCCUAUUUCUCCCUUUCUCCUCCCCAUCUCGGUCCGGGCCACUUCCCGCACCUGGCAGAGAUUCAGCUAGAGUGAGAAGUUCCUGAGGGGCUGUGGUCCUGCAGUGACCAUUGGGUGAGGUCACUUGAGGUCACUUCAGCGCUUAGAACAGUGCUUUGCACAUAGUAAGCGCUUAACAAAUGCCAUCAUUAUUACUUGCUCAGCCCCCAUUUCCACCUCUUCCCUUCUCAGCAGUCACUUCUCCCAGGGGGGUGCAAGUUGAGAGGAGUGGAGUGCCCCGGGGGCAGGGGAAGGAUUGCUGCUGACCUCUGGCCUGGGCUCCCAGACCCCCUGUGGCCUCACCAACUGGAGGCCACUCCAAACUGGAUGACCUCCCCUGGAGCAGCCGUCUGGGGAGGGUGGACAGGGAGGCUGUUGGAUGGAUGCCAGCCUUGGAUGGCUGUGAGGCCAGAGGACAGCCAGGUGCUCCUGACAACUCCCAGUAGCCUUUUCAGCCUGAUACGAGGGCCAACCCCUCAGCCCAGCCACCGAGAGCAGAUUGGGCUGUUUCCUGGAAAAUCUGCUCGGCCCAGCCUAGGCCUCAGCAGGGGGUGCCUUAGCCCCAACUUCCAGAAGGGCAAGCCAAGGCCCAGAGAGGGUCCCCCCAUGCCAGGUGGUGAGGAUGAACAACACUGGAGCCUCCCGGGUCCCAGUCCAAGCUCUGCCCCCAACAGUUCUGCCCGCAGCCUGGUGGGCUCAGGCUUCACCUCCUCCUCUCUUCUCUGGUCUUGUCUGUCUUCCUGAAGCUAGGACAGGAAUGGAAGAGGAUGGAUGAUAGAAUGGGGCUGUUACCGGCUCAGAGGCACCUGUGGUGGAUGGGGCAGUGAUUGGGUCUGAGGUUCCCAGGUUACAGAGUUGUCUGCGGCCGCCAAGCCCUAAUGGGUCUAGCCUGCAGGGCACGCCGGCUUGGGGUGGCCCUUGCCUCUCCCCUCCUGGGCUAGGCUGAGCUGGGACCCUUGCCCUCCCUUUCUCUGCUGGUGAGUUUUGACCCGUCUUCCUUCGCCUUCUCCUCCUCGGGCAGGUUCCCCCAGCCGCUGCCCGCUUGUGUUUUCCUGGGGAAGCUGUGCCCGGGGGCAGGGACAUCACUCUUAUUACAUCCCUUCCCACCACCCCGGGCCCUCCAUUCGUUCCCACAAAAACCCACAACCCCAAGGACUGGUCUCCUCCCAUCGGCAGGAAAGGGCGCAUGGCCGGAGGAGAGGACACUGCUGCGCCAGAGGACACCGAGAAGCUUGGGGUAUCAUCGUGCGGUCGGAGGUGGGCGGGGGGCAGGCCCGACUGGGACCGCCAACGCUUUCCCCCACCACACCACCCAUUCACCCCUCACUGAGACAUAGACUCCUUCGGCCCAAGCGAGUGGCCUUGACCCCGCGGGGACUCCCCGGGCCUAGGGUCACGCCAGGCGAUCUCCAUCCUCAUGGGGACAACUUGCCUUCCCUGGACAGAGCGUCUGGGGUCCCAGCCCCCUUCUUGGCUCCCUCCCGAAAGGUCCAAUUUGGCCUUGGGGUGGGGGGCUUAGGGAACGCUGGGAGCAGCCGGCUGUUCGACUAACACCCUGGGAGAACUUCGCUUUUCAUUCAACCGUAUUUAUUGAGCGCUUACUAUGUGCAGGGCACUGUACUAAGCACUCGGGAGCGUACACUAUAACUAUAAAGAGACACAUUCCCAGUAGACAACGAACUUUCAGUGUAGAGAGGAGAUGUCUGGAAGACGGGUAUCCAUCUCAAACCGAGGGGGCGGUGCUACGAGCUCACCCCGGAGACCCCAUUCCUCUUCUCCCGGGGGGCGGGGCCAUUAACCCGACUCAUCAUAUAACUGAGCGUCAGUCCCCCCCGCUCCCCGUUUCCCCUGGGGGUCUCCCAGUCCCUAGGCUCGGAAGGCUCCCACCUUCACCCGUCCACUAAUGGGGUCCCGGCGGCCGGGCCCUGGGAGGUGGGGGGGUCGCCGUCCAAGUGGACUUGGGUCCUCGGUCGCGACUGUUUCUCGACCCCGUUGUUAGAUUUCCCUGUAAAAGCACAUUCGGGUGUACUGUAGGCAAGUAUCCGUUUAGUAAGAUUUAGAGUCUUAAGGAAUUUUCCACUUUUGUCAGUAACAAAUAUUUACGGAAGCAAAAAUAAAGCAAUUUCAAAAUAGG